AUGGGUAAGUUUCUUGUUGUCUAUAUUGAUGAUAUCCUCGUCUAUAGUAAGACUAAGGAGCAACACCGUGGCCACUUCAUACAAGUUUGCUCUACCCUUCAUGCGACUAACCUGUAUGCUAAUGUCAAGAAGUGUUCCUUUUUCAUCGUUACUAUAGUUUUUCUGGGGUUCAUUAUCUCUUCAACAGGGGUGUCUGCUGACCUUACUAAGAUUCAGGAGAUAAUUGACUGGCCUGAGCCGAAAGCUAUCCAUGACGUCAGGAGCUUUCACGGCUUAGCUACAUUUUACCGUCAUUUUAUUAAGGGGUUUAGCACUAUUAUGGCGCCUAUCACGGAGUGCAUGAAGAAAGGGGAGUUUCAUUGGACACAAGAGGCGGCUAAGGCCUUUAAGUUAGUUAAGAAGUGA
Messenger RNA from Olea europaea var. sylvestris, 405 nucleotides. RefSeq lists its product as uncharacterized. The transcript has a single exon. The record is from RefSeq and is a predicted model, not a curated record. Bases 1 to 405 code for a protein of 134 amino acids. Lineage: Eukaryota; Viridiplantae; Streptophyta; Magnoliopsida; Lamiales; Oleaceae.